UCGAGUAAGUGAGAGAGCGAAUGGGACUAUACCACCUGCCAUCUUGAGGGGGUGUGCGUGGAAAGCGGGGCUCCCUGAUCCUCAGCGCCACGGAUGCUGUGGGGAGACCCCCACCUAAUCCCUGGGGCAAACGGCGACGGCCGGUCAGGUGUUGGGUAAACAGCCCCCGCGUGCCUGGAGAGGGAGUCCGGGCCGGGGAGAAGCCCCUCCUCCCACGCGCACACACGCGCCGCUCGGUGUCUAUUGUGAAGCCUUUGGGGAGCUCUGCGCCGCCGCCCCCAGCUCGCGCCGGGUCCGGGUCCUCCCCCUCCACAACGAUUCUCUCCAGCGGGGAGAGGCGGCUGGAAGGAGCCGUUUGAACCUCGUAUAUUGGCACAGAGCAGGAGGCAGCGCGAGCCUCUGGGGCGCUGAGAGGGCGGGGCUGGUCGGCGGCAUGAAGGUGUGAGCGGAGCAGCGCGCGGAGCGGCGAGAGUGUCCACCUCAAAUAGGACUGCGGGAACGGUUUGGUUAGAACUCUGACUUCCCAUGAAGCCAGUGUUGCUCCUACUGGAGAUGUAGUGCAUGUACAGGGCAGAAGUGCCACAGGCAGGUUCCUCUACAGCUGCCAGAGGCAUUUGGAAAAAGGUGUGCUAGCCCUCUGAUAUCUCAAAAUGCCAUUAGUGAAAAGAAACAUAGACCCCAGGCACCUGUGUCACACAGCACUGCCCAGAGGCAUCAAGAAUGAACUGGAAUGUGUCACCAAUAUUUCCUUGGCAAAUAUAAUUAGACAACUGAGUAGUCUAAGUAAAUAUGCUGAAGAUAUAUUUGGUGAGCUAUUCAAUGAAGCACACAGUUUCUCCUUCAGGGUUAACUCCUUACAAGAACGUGUGGACCGUUUAUCUGUCAGUGUUACACAACUUGACCCAAAGGAAGAAGAAUUGUCAUUGCAGGAUAUUACAAUGAGAAAAGCUUUCCGGAGUUCCACAAUUCAAGAUCAGCAGCUGUUUGACCGCAAGACUUUGCCUAUUCCUUUGCAGGAGACUUAUGACACUUGUGAACAACCUCCCCCACUCAACAUACUCACCCCUUAUAGAGAUGACGGAAAAGAAGGUUUGAAGUUUUACACCAAUCCUUCAUAUUUCUUUGAUCUAUGGAAAGAAAAGAUGUUGCAGGACACCGAGGACAAGAGAAAGGAAAAGAGAAAGCAGAAGCAGAAGAAUCUAGAUCGCCCUCAUGAACCGGAAAAAGUGCCCAGGGCGCCUCAUGACAGACGGCGAGAGUGGCAGAAGUUAGCUCAAGGUCCAGAGCUUGCUGAGGAUGAUGCUAAUCUCUUACAUAAGCACAUUGAAGUUGCUAAUGGCCCAGCCUCACAUUUUGACUCAAGACCUCAGCCAUAUGUGGAUCAUAUGGAUGGAUCCUACUCCCUUUCUGCAUUACCCUAUAGUCAGAUGACUGAACUUCUGAGCAGAGCUGAGGAGCGAGUGUUGGUCAGACCACAUGAGCCACCACCCCCUCCACCAAUGCAUGGAGCAGGAGAUGUGAAACCCAUACCUCCUUGUAUUAGCUCUACCACAGGUUUGAUAGAAAAUCGUCCUCAGUCACCAGCAACAGGCAGGACACCAGUGUUUGUGAGCCCCACACCUCCCCCUCCUCCUCCUCCUCCUCUUCCAUCUGCUUUGUCAACUUCUUCAUUGAGAGCUGCAAUGACUUCCACUCCUCCCCCACCCAUGCCUCCACCACCACCACCUCCAGCAGCUGUUUUGCAAGCGCCAGCAGUGCCACCUCCACCAGCUCCUCUCCAGAUUGCUCCUGGAGUUCUUCAUCCAGCUCCUCCUCCAAUUGCACCACCUCUAGCACAGCCCUCUCCUCCAGUCACUAGAGCUGCCCAAGUAUGUGAAAAUGUACCAGUUCAGCCAGUUCCACAAGCUGAAGUGCAAGGACUUCCUCCACCCCCACCACCUCCUCCAUUGCCUCCCCCUGGCAUUCGACCCUCAUCUCCUGUCUCAGUUGCCACCCUCUCUCACCCUCCCACAACCAUUGUUCCUGGCCCUCAUGCUCCAGUAAUGCCUCCAUCUCCACCAUCCCAAGUGAUUCCUGCUCCUGAACCCAAACGCCAUCCAUCAACUCUACCUGUAAUCAGCGAUGCCAGAAGCGUUCUACUGGAAGCAAUACGAAAAGGUAUUCAGCUACGCAAAGUCGAAGAGCAGCGUGAACAAGAAGCUAAACAUGAGCGCAUUGAGAAUGAUGUUGCCACUAUAUUGUCUCGCCGCAUUGCUGUGGAAUACAGUGAUUCAGAAGAUGAUUCAGAGUUUGAUGAAGUGGAUUGGUUGGAGUAAAAUAGAUACAUUGAUAUACACUGAAUGCUAAUGUCCAUUGUGGUGAUUGUUCUUUGAAAACAUUUGAUGGUCAUUUCUAGUGUUUUUUGUAUUUUUUUUCUUUACACUACACAUCAUUAAUCCAUGUUUUUCUACUUUUCAGUUUACAAGAAAACUACUAGCACAUGUUUGAAACUAAAUGUUUUACAGUGGCUUUUCUUUUUUUGAAAGAACAUAUUUUGUUCCAAUAGACCACUAAGUAUUGAGCAUGGGCAGCUGUUGGUAGAGUAGCAGUUUCAAUUUUUUGGCAUAUCUUAACUGUGCACUUUGUGAAUUUUAUGUUAAUGAAGGUACUGAUUGAAAUUCCGAGGGCAGCUGUAUGUACUAAUGAGCCUUAUUCCAUUUUUGAUAAAUGUUUUUAAAAACCUAGCUAUCAAGAUAUACAUCUGUACACUAAGAAGGUACAUAAAGUUAGCAGCACUGAACACAAUGAAAGGAAAAAAGGAUCUUUGGGGGCUUUUAUUGUUUUAUUGUUGUUUUUUAAAUAAUUAUGGCCUUAUUUGAAUGUUUAGAGGUUUCCCCCUCCCUCCCAGGUACAUAUCGUGUGGUACUAUUUUGCCUGCAUACAAAAGUUUAAAUUUUUUCUGUGUGAAAUCUUCUGACUUAAACAUGCUGUGUAACUUAUGUAACUGUUAAAAAUAACAGUUUGGUUUAAUAAAUGGUAAAUGUUCUUA
Molecule: messenger RNA, 3028 nt
Organism: Dermochelys coriacea (leatherback sea turtle)
Lineage: Eukaryota; Metazoa; Chordata; Testudines; Dermochelyidae
Gene: WASF1
Product: WASP family member 1
Exons: 11
Coding region: 651-2315 (554 amino acids)
Biological process (GO): actin cytoskeleton organization; positive regulation of Arp2/3 complex-mediated actin nucleation
Cellular component (GO): lamellipodium; SCAR complex; cytoskeleton
Molecular function (GO): actin binding; protein kinase A regulatory subunit binding; Arp2/3 complex binding
Source: RefSeq, a predicted model, not a curated record